GGAGCUUCACUUUGUCUUCCAGAAACAAACCCAUCACGUCAACAGCUCCAGCAUCUGCCCAAACUCUGUGCACAGCUGCUGCUUGAUGGAUUUGCUGUUGAGCUUGUAGAUGGAGAUGCAUCCAACAUACCUCUCAGAUGGGUGAGUGAUGUUCUGUCUCAGCUCAAUGAGAUGGUGUCUCCUAAGAACAAGGUUCUGGUCGUCACAGUUCUUGGAGUUCAGAGCACAGGAAAGUCCACUCUGCUCAACACCAUGUUUGGAGUUCAGUUUGCCGUCAGCAGCGGUCGAUGCACUCGAGGUGCUUUCAUGCUGCUCAUCAGAAUCAAUGAGGAUGUUAAAACAGUCCUCAACUGUGACUUCAUGGUGAUCAUUGACACUGAGGGCUUGAAGUCACCAGAACUUGCACAACUCGAUAACAGCUAUGAACACGACAACGAGCUGGCAACACUUGUUGUGGGUUUGAGUGACAUCACUAUUGUCAACAUCGCUAUGGAGAAUUCAACAGAUAUGAAAGACAUUCUGCAGAUAGUGGUUCACGCUUUUCUCAGGAUGAAAGAGGUCGGUAAAAAACCUAAAUGCCAGUUUGUUCACCAGAAUGUUUCAGAUGUUUCAGCUCAUGAGAAGAACUUAGGAGACAGGAAACUGUUGGUGCAACAGUUAAAUGAAAUGACCCAGGCAGCAGCCAGGAUGGAAAAGAAAGAGAAGAACAAGAGCUUCACUGAUGUAAUGGAGUAUGAUCCAGACACUGGGAACUGGUACAUUCCUGGACUCUGGAAUGGAAACCCACCAAUGGCUCCAGUCAACGCAGGCUACAGCGAAGCUGUUUAUGACCUCAAGAAAAAUGUGAUCCAGUUACUGGGGAAUCAUCAGUCAUCAGGUAACAAUAUCAUGGAGUUUACAGAGUGGAUCAGAAGCCUGUGGAAUGCAGUUAAACAUGAAAACUUCAUCUUCAGCUUCAGAAACAGUCUAGUAGCUGAUGCGUACAUGAAGCUCUGCACAGAGUUCAACAAAUGGGAAUGGGAAUUCAAAAAGGACAUGUACACAUGGGUCACACAAGCUCAAACAAGGAUAUCUAACUUUGGUACAGUUGCUGCAAAAUCUGAGAUGUCUGACAUCAGAGAACUUCUAACAUCUUUAAAAACUGAAUCUUGCACUAAACUGAUUUACUGGGAGAAAAAGCUUCUGGACAAUCUGACAUAGUACUUUGAGCAGACAGAGGGUCACGUCUAUCUGGUUGAAGGAUACAGAGAAGAAUUUUCAAACAGUGCAAAGAGCCUUCGAAAAGAAAUAGAGAACUCUGUGUUUAAUCAGCUCACAGCAGCAGCUGAAAUCAAACAGGGAAUGAGAGAAGUUGACAAAAUCAAGAAGAACCACACAAAAGAAAUAGAAAAAGCAGUGAGUUCACUGAUUGAUGAAUGUCAGAAGAAAAAUGUCCAGAUGACAAAUAAAGAACUGG
Betta splendens (Siamese fighting fish) is the source of this 1456-nucleotide messenger RNA. RefSeq names its product interferon-induced very large GTPase 1-like. Lineage: Eukaryota; Metazoa; Chordata; Actinopteri; Anabantiformes; Osphronemidae. The coding region runs from base 172 to 1200 and encodes 342 amino acids. Gene Ontology annotation, molecular function: GTPase activity; GTP binding. The transcript has a single exon. The record is from RefSeq and is a predicted model, not a curated record.